Phyllostomus hastatus (greater spear-nosed bat) is the source of this 6307-nucleotide messenger RNA. It is a transcript of the gene NRG1, whose product is annotated as neuregulin 1. The coding region runs from base 514 to 2616 and encodes 700 amino acids. The transcript is spliced from 9 exons. Gene Ontology annotation, molecular function: chemorepellent activity; protein tyrosine kinase activator activity. The record is from RefSeq and is a predicted model, not a curated record. Lineage: Eukaryota; Metazoa; Chordata; Mammalia; Chiroptera; Phyllostomidae. Gene Ontology annotation, biological process: animal organ development; activation of transmembrane receptor protein tyrosine kinase activity; intracellular signal transduction.
CACAACAGGAUGCUGUUGCUACUGUCACUGCUGCCCCUCCUGCCGCCGCCGCUGCUGCCUCCGCCGCCGCCAGCGCUGGUCCUGCUUUUGCUCUUACUUCUCCUGCAUGACAGUUGUUUUCUCCAUCUAAGCAGACAGCAGCUUCAGAUGCCCGAGGUGAGAAACAUGCCUUUCAGUUUGGGCUACUGGUUUACUUAAUCGACCCACCGUCAGCUGGGUUUCUGUUUUGGCCCCUGUCCUCUGGACCAGCCCGGAUGGUUUGGAGAAGCAUUUAAAAGAACUGCAAAAGUGGCCCCUAAACAGCGGUAAAGAAUUACAAUAUACUUUUAUUUGGUAGUUGCUAAAGGCUUGUUCUUUUUCUUCCUUCCUUCUGAACUCCUCUUGCUUUUGAUAAUGGCCUUGGACUUGGACGACUUAUCGAUUUCCCCCUGUAAGAUGCUGUCUCAUUUGGCUGGGGGGGGCCCUGCAUGGUAAUGGACCGUGAGAGAGGCCAGGCCUUCUGGAGGUGAGCCGAUGGAGAUCUAUUCCCCAGACAUGUCUGAGGGAGCUGCUGAGAGGUCCUCCAGCCCCUCCACUCAGCUGAGUGCAGACCCGUCUCUUGAUGGGCUUCCAGCAGCAGAAGACAUGCCAGAGACCCAGACGGAAGAUGGGAGAACCCCCGGACUUGUGGGCCUGGCAGUUCCCUGCUGCGUCUGCCUGGAAGCCGAGCGCCUGAGAGGUUGCCUCAACUCGGAGAAAAUCUGCAUUGUCCCCAUUCUGGCUUGCCUAGUCAGCCUCUGCCUCUGCAUUGCCGGCCUCAAGUGGGUAUUUGUGGACAAGAUAUUUGAGUAUGACUCUCCUACUCACCUUGACCCUGGGGGGUUAGGCCAGGACCCUAUUAUUUCCCUGGAUCCAACUGCUGCCUCAGCUGUGUGGGUAUCAUCUGAGGCAUAUACUUCACCCGUCUCUAGGGCUCAGUCUGAAACUGAGGUUCAAGUUACAGUACAAGUUGAUGACAAUACUGUGGUGUCCUCUGAACCUUCAGCAGCACCAACCCCGAAGAAUCGUGCUUUUGCUUUUUCUUUCCUGCCACCCACUGCACCAUCCUUCCCUUCACCCACUCGGAACCCUGAGGUGAGAACACCCAAGUCAGCAACUCAGCCACAAACAACAGAAACUAAUCUCCAAACUGCUCCUAAACUUUCUACGUCUACGUCUACAACUGGGACAAGUCAUCUUGUCAAAUGUGCAGAGAAGGAGAAAACUUUCUGUGUGAAUGGAGGCGAGUGCUUCAUGGUGAAGGACCUUUCAAACCCCUCAAGAUACUUGUGCAAGUGCCCAAAUGAGUUUACUGGUGAUCGCUGCCAAAACUACGUAAUGGCCAGCUUCUACAAGCAUCUUGGGAUUGAAUUUAUGGAAGCAGAGGAGCUCUACCAGAAGAGGGUGCUGACCAUCACCGGCAUCUGCAUCGCCCUGCUCGUGGUCGGCAUCAUGUGUGUGGUGGCCUACUGCAAAACCAAGAAGCAGCGGAAAAAGCUUCACGACCGGCUGCGGCAGAGCCUGCGGUCCGAACGGAACAACAUGGUGAACAUCGCCAACGGGCCUCACCACCCGAACCCACCCGCCGAGAACGUCCAGCUGGUGAAUCAAUAUGUAUCUAAAAAUAUCAUCUCCAGCGAGCAAAUCGUUGAGCGAGAAGUGGAGACAUCUUUUUCCACCAGUCACUACACCUCGACAGCUCAUCACUCCACUACUGUCACCCAGACUCCUAGUCACAGCUGGAGCAAUGGACACACGGAAAGCAUCAUUUCAGAAAGCCACUCUGUAAUCAUGAUGUCAUCAGUAGAAAACAGUAGGCACGGCAGCCCAACUGGGGGCCCGAGAGGACGGCUAAAUGGCAUAGGAGGCCCUCGUGAAUGUAACAGCUUCCUCAGGCAUGCCAGAGAAACCCCUGACUCCUACCGAGACUCUCCUCAUAGUGAAAGGUAUGUGUCAGCCAUGACCACCCCGGCUCGUAUGUCACCUGUAGAUUUCCACACGCCAAGCUCCCCCAAAUCGCCCCCUUCGGAAAUGUCUCCACCUGUGUCCAGCACGACAGCAUCCGUGCCCUCCAUGGCCAUCAGCCCCUUUGUGGAAGAAGAGAGACCUCUGCUUCUGGUGACACCGCCCAGGCUGCGGGAAAAGUGCGACCACCACCCUCAGCAGUUCAACUCCUUCCACCACAACCCCGCGCAUGAGAGCAACAGCCUGCCCCCUAGCCCCUUGAGGAUAGUGGAGGAUGAGGAGUAUGAAACGACCCAGGAGUACGAGCCAGCUCAAGAACCUGUUAAGAAACUCACCAACAGCCGGCGGGCCAAAAGAACCAAGCCCAAUGGCCACAUUGCCAACAGGUUGGAAAUGGACAGCAACACAAGCGCUGAGUGCAGUAACUCAGAGAGCGAGACAGAAGACGAGAGAGUAGGUGAAGCGACACCUUUCCUGGGCAUACAGAACCCCCUGGCAGCCAGUCUCGAGGCGGCCCCUGCCUUCCGCCUGGCUGAGAGCAGGACUAACCCCGCAGGCCGCUUCUCUACGCAGGAGGAUUUGCAGGCCAGGCUGUCUAGUGUAAUCGCUAACCAAGACCCUAUCGCUGUAUAAAACCUAAAUAAACACAUAGAUUCACCUGUAAAACUUUAUUUUAUAUAAUAAAGUAUUCCACCUUAAAUUAAACAAUUUAUUUUAUUUUAGCAGUUCUGCAAAUAGAAAACAGGAAAAAAACUUUUAUAAAUUAAAUAUAUGUAUGUAAAAAUGUGUUAUGUGCCAUAUGUAGCAAUUUUUUACAGUAUUUCAAAAUGAGAAAGAUAUCAAUGGUGCCUUUAUGUUAUGUUAUGUCGAGAGCAAGUUUUGUACCAUUACCGUGAUUGCUUUUCCACAGUAUUUCUGCAAAACCUCCCAUAUAUUCAGUUUUUGCUGGCUUCUCGUGCAUUGCAUUAUGAUGUUGACCGGAUGUAUGAUUUGCAAGACUUGCAACUGUUCCUCUGUUUGCUUCCUGUAGCCCCCAAUCAGUCAGUACGUCUUGUAAUGGCACAUCCAUCCAAAUACUCUCCUCUUUUGUAUGAAGUUUUAUUUUGCUUUCAGUAUAUGAAAUGAGUUGUGUCUACUCUGCCAGCCAAAGGUUUGCUUCACUGGGCUCUGAGAUAAUAGUAGAUCCAACAGCAUGCUACUAUUAAUUACAGCAGGAAACUGCAUUAAGUAAUGUUAAAUAUUAGGAAGAAAGUAAUAUUGUGAUUUUUUAAAAAAAACUAUAUUGUUAAUGAGAAGACAGCUUGCUCUCACUCAAAGGAGCUACCAUUUACUUGAUUUUGAUUUAUUUUUCUUGACAAGCAAGCCACAGUUUGGGGAGGGUAGCAGAGAAAUUGUGUUCUGGCUUGCUACUAGGGUAUGUCCAACACCUUACGAGAGGACUUAAUGCCACUUUCUCUGUGGGGGAAUGACACAGCAGCUCAUCUAGUUGAAGAUCAAACCAUGGCUGAGAAAGGUUGAAUCAUUCCUGACUUGCAUUUUUCAUCGAUUUCGGAGCCAGUAAUCGGUUGUCUUCUUGGCUCAAAACAGACAUACUAUGGCACAAAACCCCCAGCUUAAACAGCACACUCAGCAGUUUGUCUGAAGCACUUCUAGACUGAAAUGUGCCUGCUGUUCGUAGUGGUGACUUGUCAUCAUGGGGAAACAGAGUGUCUAGAAGGAGUGACUGUGUAGAAGACACAGGUGGAGAGCAGCUGUGUGACUGGGUUGCAAUUUCGUACAGUUUUGUUGACCACUCCUUUCUCCUCAUUCUUUUUCUCUUGUUUUCCAAUGUUGCCUUGAUUAGGUCAUAACUAUGCAUGAACAUUCUUGUCAGGAAUGGCCAAUGUGCAUGUGAUUUGUGAUUAGUAAGAACCUUCCGCGAGCCAUGCUUUGCCAAGAAGCAUCAGUAGUGUUGGAAGAUGGCACAUUUCCUUGCAGAAAUGCCCCCUCUUGUGUACUGACCCCUCAAUUCUCAGCCUGUAUCACCCAGUUCCCCCCUUUCUUACUUUUUGCUUUGCUGUCACAGCACAGGACUAAGAUGGGCCUGAACUUUGCAUGUUCUCUUGUGAUUGUAAAUCCAAGAAAGGCCUAUAGGUAUUAACAUUUGAAAUAACUGCUAAUCUAGGAAAAUAAGAGAUUCCUUUAAAAAUCAGAGGCUCCAUUUAAUGAACUGCCUGAAAUCUGUCAAAUCAGGUUGGAGCCUAACUUAGGUUCCAUGUAGACGCCUAGGAACCAUGUGACAAAACGGGAAACAGGUUAGCACGGGGAUCAAAAUACCAGGCAUGCAGUCAAUGAGAGUUACUGCUUCUUGUUUGAAGGUGAACUGAACCUAUUUCUUCACCAGGUCUCUAUGUUAAAGGUAAAGGGAAAAAUAGCAUGCAAGCAGGUCUUAGAAGAAAGAUGCAGGCUGAGCAUGAGUCCUAUCAUUGAGCUCCUACAUGUUUCUGCCACGCACAGAGAUGGCUGUCCGCAGGUACUUGAUGUCACUCUGAGUGUUUGGUCUCCCAAGCUGCCCUUCAUUGUUCACAUGCCACUUUCUCCAUGCCCAGCAGUGCCCGAGUCAGCUUGUUACUCCACAGGGAGGGGCACCUCACAGGCUGCAUAGGUUGCACUGAUUUUGCAGGUCUGUAGAAACAAGUGCAUUCAUGGCAGGAGCAAGAAGACAAGUCAACAUAAAGAAGUUCUAUAGAUUAUUCUAACAUUUGAAGGGCUUGAUUCAGCCUUAGACUGUUUCAAUAAAAAAACUUCCUCUCAUGAAUUAAAACUCUAAAAUUUCUGUUUCAAAUGCUACAGGCUUUGGAGUAUUCAAAUGCCUCAUUCUGGAGAAUUCUGGGAAUAAAUAAAAUCUGUUGAGAUCAAUGACCAGCAUUUUCAUCAGUUUGAAAAUAGCUGUAAAUUUUCAUGUUGCAAAAGUAUGUGAACAUUUAGGAUAAGAGGAAAUUUCACUUCCAACCUGAUUCUGGGCACUCACAGAGGUGGCAUUAGUCGGGACAGCAUUACCCUCUGUAGAAUAAGAUCUUCCCUUGAUAAGAAAGGCCAGCUGACUCCUCAGGGUUAUCUGCUGCAGCCACCAACUUUGUGUUCACAGGGGCAUCUCUAUGCUGUUUAAUUGCCACAUGGCUCUCAAACAACCCUGUUUAUAAACAGAGGCAGUGCUGUGGCAAUUCAAAGGAGUGUGAACCAAUGUUCCCAACCUCUGAAAAGCUUUCGUGGGUUUUCAGGCAGUGGAAAUUGCCCAGAAGGCCAACAGCAGCUUCCUUCCCCCGGGCCUGAAAUCCCACUGAGGGGUAUGCAAUGGAGCAUAGUAUAUGCAAAACUCCUUUUUCUCACUCAAGAUUCCUUCUCUGUCCUACCCUUCCUUUCUGCCUAGUAUGACUUUUCUUACCUGGACAAUCUCAUGCAUUCCACAAAAUAGCACUCGACCUGGGUGUAUGUGAAUGUGUUUCAAACACCAACACGCUGUAUCUUCUUUGUUUAAGUGUGACUGUCUUGAUAUAAGUGGAGUUUAUCCAGGGUAACUUGCUCAGUAAUUGAUUUUUUUUUUUUGGUCUGGGGUUGAAAGGUGCAUGGUUCACACUGGUGAAAAUAAGAAAGGCCUGGUUUUUUCAUUCAGUGCUGGCUGCAUUCCACCAGCCACCGAGAUUUCUAUCUACAAAGACACAUGAAACACUGCAGAGAAACGCAGACAAAAGGAAAUGGCCACAUAUCACAAGUUCUAUUAUAUAUUCUUUUGUAAAUACAUAUUGUACAUUACUUGGAUGUUUUCCUAAAUCAUUUACUGUCUUUAUGAGUUAAUGUUAGAUUUUUACUCUCUCAACUUACUGUGUAACAUUGUAAAUAACAUAAUGUCUUUUAUUAUUUAUAUUUAAGCAUCUAACAUAGAGUUGUUUUCAUAUAAGUUUAAGAUAAAUGUCAAAAAUAUAUGUUUUUUGUUUUCCUUUGCUUUAAAAUUAUGUAUCUUUUCUUUUUUCUUUUUUUUAAAUAAUUUAUUGUUCAGGAGAAAGAAUGUAUAUGUAAUUGAAACUAUUUGAAGAAUGCACAUUUGAAGGCGUGGGGUACUGAUAAACUAAAGAAUUUAUUAUCCAAAAUAUUAAGCAAUAAGUAAUUGUGAUUUAUUUCAAGUUCUGUUCAUUUUCCAUGAAAGACAUACUGCAAUAAAAAUGCUCCCCCGUGGAGACCUGGGAGUGUUGCUCAGCAGACUAGCGUUUCAGUCUGUUAGACCAGCACCUGUCCUGUUCCUGCACCAGCUGUGUUAAUUUAGGAAUGUGUUCGGUGGACCCCACGA